AUGAUUGUCAGGUCUGAUACUCCAACCAUCACCACUCUUGUGUCUGAGAUCUUUGGUCAAGGGACACUCAUGGUAACACCAGGCCGAUGCGGGUACGGGUACCGGCAGACCGUAUCCAUCAUUCCCUCUGGUGAAAUAGUGGCGGACAGUUCAGUGACUCUGACCUGCAGCAGUGAUGCCAACCCACCUGUGCAGAACUACACCUGGUUUAAAGAAGGAGGAACCUCACCUGUAGGAUCUGGACAGAAUUACAUCACCAACAGCAGUGGCUACUACUACUGUGUGGCUCAGAAUGAACACGGCAAUCUGGGAGACUGUAGUGAGACACUCCCCUCUCCUGCUCAAACUCUCACUGUCAGAUAUCCCCCAAAGAAUGUGUCCAUCAGUCCCUCUGGUCAAAUAGUGGAGGAGAGUUCAGUGACUCUGACCUGCAGCAGUGAUGCCAACCCACCUGUGCAGAACUACACCUGGUUUAAAGAAGGUGGAACCUCACCUGAAGGAUCUGGACAGAAUUACAUCAUCAUCAGCAGUGGCUGGUACUACUGUGUGGCUCAGAAUGAACACGGGGUGCUGAAAUCAGCUUCAACAGACAUCACAUUAAAGGGCGACACACAGACAGCAGGUCACUUCUACAUUUUGCCUGUAGCUGUUGGAGUCGGCAUCUGUGGGAUUGUUCUUCCUCUCUCAGUAGUUUUAUUCAUGAAGAGACAAAGUUUAAGAAGGUACAAGAAGCAAAGGAGAAAUCCAGAUGAAUCUGUUUAUGAGAACGUCGGCCUCAAGCCCUGUCCUACCUGUGACACUUCCACAUUCAGCUCUCCUGUUUAUGAGAAUACUGCAGCCUUGAGGAAACACCAGAGGAGAGUGCCACUGGAAGAUCUUGGGAGGGCCCUGAGUGUGGUCCAGGGCUGGACUCUGCAGAGUCUUACGGACCCACGCUGGACUAUCAAGUCCAAUGAAGUGGUUCCACCCAAGGCUCCAUCCAGGGUACACCACUCUGAGGCAAGUAAGGUGCCCCGUGUGACUUUCAGAGAGGCAUUGGCGUUGUCCGAGGAGGAAACUUUCUCCACUAGCGUGCGCAGCCUCCAAACUCGUGUGCCCGUACCUAAGCCUCAUAGAGGCAAGAAGAAGGCAACACCAGUGCCCACCCCAGAGACAGGCAAAGUAGUUGGUGUGCCUCCUGAAAUGGAUCCUCCAAAGAAUGUGUCCAUCAGUCCCUCUGGUGAAAUAGUGGAGGGCAGUUCAGUGACUCUGACCUGCAGCAGUGAUGCCAACCCACCUGUACAGAACUACACCUGGUUUAUAGAAGGAGGAACCUCAGCUGUAGGAUCUGGACAGGCUUACAGCAUCAUCAUCAUCACUGCUGAACACACUGGACUGUAA
Molecule: messenger RNA, 1380 nt
Organism: Electrophorus electricus (electric eel)
Lineage: Eukaryota; Metazoa; Chordata; Actinopteri; Gymnotiformes; Gymnotidae
Source: RefSeq, a predicted model, not a curated record